Molecule: messenger RNA, 11252 nt
Organism: Mustela erminea (ermine)
Lineage: Eukaryota; Metazoa; Chordata; Mammalia; Carnivora; Mustelidae
Gene: OGFRL1
Product: opioid growth factor receptor like 1
Exons: 7
Coding region: 1629-2804 (391 amino acids)
Cellular component (GO): membrane
Molecular function (GO): opioid growth factor receptor activity
Source: RefSeq, a predicted model, not a curated record
CCCUGCCCCUUGAGGAAGGACGUCGCCGGGGACAGGGGCAAGCGCCGAGCGCCCCCGCGUACAGGGGUCCGGGGCGCCGGCGGCCGCUGGUCCUCCGCGGCCAGACCCCUCCGCGCCGGCGGCCGUCCCGCUGCCCCGCGGACGCGGGGGGGCCUGCCGUGGCCCGGAGCGCCGGAGCCGUCCCCUGCUGGCCUGGGGCCUGACCGCGGGCGCGACAAGGAAGUCCCUCACGGCAGAACCCAACUUGAAUGGGUGUUUUCUUUGCCUCUGCAGCGCAGCUGGGUGCUGCGAAGGUGGGGUGGGAGGAACCUGUCUAAAAAUAGAGGAUUGUGAAAACUGGUCUAGUGCGUGUUAUUGGUAAAAAUUACCCAGAAUAGGGAGGCACUGCAACUAAGGAGCAGCGAGCAUUCUCCUCUGUACGAGGGUCUACAGCCAUUCAAGUAUUGUGGAAGGUCCCCAACCGAAGUUAAAAUGCCACAAUUCUUACCCUAAGUAAGGCCUUUCAACUGAGGAGUUCAGGGCAUUCUUCAAAACUCUUGUACCACCCAGAGACUUGUUGCUCCAACUGGGCUUAAAUCAUUUGCCUAAUAUCAUUUGGAGGAGAGGUUAGUAAAGGGAUCACUAUCCCUUUUAACCUCUGACAGACUGAAAAUAAUUCGGAAAACUAAAAAGGAGGAAUUGUAUAAGCAGCCCUCUAAAAGAAGUGCGUGCCCUGGAGGUAUUAAAGGUUUGUGGUUCUGCAUUAGGCCCUCCUCUUUAUCAGCUGUGGAGGAAUGAGAGUGGAAAAAAAAAUGGAGCCCCAAGUCAAAUAUGACCACAGGGUGCUUGGCUGGAGAACCUAAAUAUUACAGCUAAGGCUGCUUUAUAAAUCUGGACGAUCAUUUCUGUGUAGGUCAGGAGGAAGCAAAGUCCCAGGGCAGGCUGUACGCUAAAUAUGUUAUUUCAGUCACCUGCAGUUUCGGGGGUUGGGAGGAAGUUGCUGUUUUCUUCCCCAUUUGAGACAAAACUGAGGUUUAGAGAGUAUGAGGAGCUUGCCCAAGAACAUUCAGGAGAGAAUGAAUGAUACAGACCCAAGUAUGUUUGUAACUAAUGUAGAACCUUUAACCUGUUGGAAUUGGGACUAGCUCUCUGACCCCUUGUUUGGGGUUUGCUGGUUUGCUGAUGGGUCAUUUUGCAUUGUGAAUUCAGCAGCCCCCUCCCAAAGUAUUAGAGGCUGUACGCCAGUUUUUCCCAUUCUCUUGUCUCCCAAUUAAGUAACCGUCUCAGAGAAGUUUGGGAUAUCAAAAAACGCCAGCUUAGAUUCAGUCCCGCUAACUAGGUCCAUCUAUAGAAAACAAUUGGAUAAUUAAUGUUUCAGUCAGCUAGUUGUGACAGAAAUGGUAGACCACAGCAGACCUCCCUUUUCCCCUUUAAUGAUUUAUUUUUCUUGUUACUGUCACCAUUUAACUUCCCUAAAAAAAAAAAUCUCCUUUUUAAUGUUGCUUUUUGACUGUCAGCUCCAUUUGUUGCCCCUCCUGGUAGUCAUUUGCGAGUACUACUAGACCUACCUUUAGGAUCCAUCCCGGUCUGACUACUUCUCACCUCCCUCAUUGCCUUCAUUCUUAGUUCAAGUGAAGAUUUGACAAGUGAUGGUGACAUUAACAAUCACCAAGUCUGGGGAAAAAGCAUCAUCAGAGGGUGGUGAUUCCACUGAAGCAACUACCAAACCAAAGAGAAGUUUUUAUGCUGCGAGGGACCUGUACAAAUAUCGACAUCAGUACCCACAGAACUUCAAAGAUAUCCGAUAUCAAAAUGACUUGAGUAAUCUUCGUUUUUAUAAGAAUAAAAUUCCAUUUAAGCCAGAUGGUGUUUACAUUGAAGAAGUUCUAAAUAAGUGGAAAGGAGAUUAUGAAAAGCUGGAGCACAACCACACUUAUAUUCAAUGGCUUUUCCCCCUGAGAGAACAAGGCUUGAACUUUUAUGCUAAAGAAUUAACUACAUAUGAAAUUGAGGAAUUCAAAAAAACAAAAGAAGCAAUUAAAAGAUUCCUCCUGGCUUAUAAGAUGAUGUUAGAAUUUUUUGGAAUAAAACUGGUUGAUAAAACUGGAAAUGUUGCUCGGGCUGUUAACUGGCAGGAAAGGUUUCAGCAUCUGAAUGAGUCCCAGCACAACUAUUUACGAAUCACUCGUAUUCUUAAAAGCCUUGGUGAGCUUGGAUAUGAAAGUUUUAAAUCUCCUCUUGUAAAAUUUAUUCUUCAUGAAGCCCUUGUGGAAAAUACUAUUCCCAAUAUUAAACAGAGUGCUCUGGAGUAUUUUGUUUAUACAAUUAGAGACAGGAGAGAGAGGAGAAAGCUCCUGCGGUUCGCCCAGAAACAUUACACGCCUUCAGAGAAUUUUAUCUGGGGGCCACCGAGGAAAGAACAGUCAGAGGGGGGAGGCAAAGCCCAGAAGAUGCCUGCCCCUCCCACCUCCGGUCACAUCAGUCAAACUUCUAUGCACAAAAAAUCCAAGGACUCCAAAAAUUCCUCCUCAGCUGUUCAUUUAAAUGGCAAAACAGCCGAAGAAAAAAAAGCGGCACCUGGAGGGCCAGGAGAGGAGAAAGACAGGCCUAGUGCAGAGCCCAGCGGUGAAGCUACCAAGCCGAGAAACACAGAGGACAGUAAUGGCGAAAAUUCAAAUUCUGAACUGGAAAAAACAGUCACCAGUCCCACUGAGCAGAAGGAGAGUACAGCUUCUCCUGAAAAAGAGGAGGAUGGCGACAGUCAUAGCAAAGACCCUGAAGAUCCUGGAACUGCUGAUGCUCCCGAUGAUGGACAAUCAAAGUGAAUUAUCAGAGAACCCACACCCCAGCUUAGGUAAGGGAGGAGGAACUGUACAGGGUCUCCUGAAGAGCGGAGGGCACAUUGCAAAUUUUCCCCAUCUGUUUUUGAUUUCCCAAAACUUUUUUUGCUGGUUUUUCAUUUUGGAUGACAAUGAAUUUAAUCUUUAGUAAGAAGUUUUAAGCAAGACCCAAUAAACGAAUGUAUUCUGUAAUGCUUUUAGGAUGUGACUUUUCAAAUUCUGUACCCAAUGAUUGCUUUGAAGUGAUUUUCAAUGUAUCUGGGAAUAAUCAUGUAGUAUGUCAUGUACCAAAUAAAUUCCUUGGGAGAUUACAGUCUACAUGAAGAAAAGCAAAGGGACGAAUUUCGUUCUGUUGCCAUGCUUUUUGCCAAUUUAUGGAUUUAUUUCUUAAGCUGGAAAAACAGUUUGGUCAUUUCAGAUCUAUUCAUAGAGUAAUUUGGACUCGUCAUUACAACACCUUAAUAUGUUUAUUUUUAAAUUCUGGUAUGUGAGAUUUAUGUUCUUGGGGAGCUAUAAUCUCCCAGCCCAUUUCGCGUCCUCACUGCCCUUGCCUGUUUCCCUCUCUCUGCACUUGCCCUCACUGGCCAGCUUUGUCAGCCAGCAUGUGUGUUUCUCGGGUAUGUUCAGGUGAUCCCCUGUACUCAAAUUUAAAUGGAACAGAAAGGCACUUUUCAGCUGUACGAUCAUCAAGAAUUUGCUUUCUUAAAAUAAUAAAAAUGUCUUUCUAUGUUAAAUGCUUAAAAACAAAUUUUGAUGCAAAAGUCCAAGAGAAAGAUUUUGCUUUUAUGGCUGUUCCAUAUAAAUUUGGUGCCUGUGUCUAAAUGCAAAUGACUAAAGAAUUAAAAAAUAAGAAAAGAAAUUACUCAUUUUUAAAUGGCAUGCUUCUUAACGCUGUCAACAAGGUAGUGGUCCCUAAUCCUUGACUAUCUCAGUGUUCUGUGGGCUAUGAAAUUAAUAAUAGUACUUAGUCCAGAGUAUCUUUAAAAAAAAAAAACAAUUUGUUGUAUCUCUAAGUUGUGAAACCUCAAAAUUGAGAAUAGAUUUGAAAUUCCAUAUCCUCAGGUUUAGCAAGCACUUGAUGUUUUGAUACUGGUUAAGAGGAAGUAAUUUUAUUUCCUCUACUACUAUUAUUAAUUAGUACUACAAAUCGGAAAAUAAUCAGAAAUGCAGGGCUGAGAACUUCAAAGCAUGCGUACAAAUAGUUAAAGCAAUUAAUAGAAAAAAAAUUCACUUUCAUUUAGAGCGGAAUUGGCUUUUUUGUAUCUCUUGUGCUUUUAGAUUCACUUUAACCACCAGAGAAUUUUUAUUAUGUUCUAUUUGUUAGUCAUAACAUACCAUCUUCUGUUACCUUUAUGAUCAGGGGAUUUCCAGCCAAAGAUUUCUAGAGAAUAUAUCAACAGUAUGCCUUUAGAAAUACUUUAUUGCUUUGAAGUUUACAUGAAACAUCACAUUUGCUCAAACUUGACUUUUUAAAUACAAAUAUUAGAAACAACUUGUAUAUCAUAUUCCAAUUAAUCUAGAGUAUUUUCUCAUUUUUGGUUCCCAUAACAUCCCAGUUUUUGCUUUCUAUUGUUUGUGAAGUGAACAUAAAGAUUUGGGGAAACAAUUCUGCUUUUGCAUUUCAGUUUCGUUUUUGUAUGGACCCUCUAUUGUGGUGCUUGUAGCAAUGUCCCCAUAGAGAUGAUAAACAGUUUUCAGGGUUAGACGGUGAGAGUAGUUGUCACAUUGAACUGAAUUGUAGGAACAUGAUUAAUUCAAAAUAUCUUACCAAUUCUGAAUACAUGAUAAAGCAUUCAGACUGCUUUCUAAGUGUAUAAUACUAAAAAUUUGUGAUCAGAUAUUAAAAUAUUUUAAAAAAACAGUGGACAGAGACAAAAAUAAAUGGAUAUAAUCUGAAUGUCUUGGAAACUGAGCCCUUACAGGUAAAACAUUUCAUUCAACAAUUUAACUUUUAGAAUAUUAUUCCUAAUUAGGGGUUUGAUUAGAUUGUGCCAAUUAAUUAGAGAAGAUUUAGUCUCAAGGGAAAAACUGCCUGGCUUCCAUUUAAAACAGUGGCCUUUUCCCAUUAUUAUUUUUAAGAUCCAUAUUCAUAUGUAACAGUAUGAUUCCUCCAUUUAAUCUGCAAAUAUUUUAUGAGAGAAUUCUUCAGUAGAGAACAAGUGAGGGGAUGUCAUUCCUUUUGCAAAUAAAAACUGAGUGUCUAAAAUUUUUUUUCUAUAAAGAAUACUUUGUACAAUUAAUAGUUUUUUAAAUAAGAUCUAUAGAUACGUAUUUAUGUGGGUCUUAAAUAUGAAACAGCCCUCUGGGUUUGACGCUGAUGUUUUGUAUUUUGAAAAACUACCAUAUGCUUGCAGAAAUUUAUUAAGAAGCUGUUUUAAAAAUGCAGUGAAGCAUGGCCAAAUAGCUAGAAACAUUAUUGAAUCUUUGCAAAUAUAUAGACUUUAUUAUUGCACCUUGGAUUGCGAGAAUAUAAACAUUGGCUAUUGAUAAAAUAUUAAAUUGCAUUUCAUGGCAAAUAGAUGUUAUAUCGCUUGGUUAGUCUAGUACAUUUCUAAUAUUUUGUGCUUUCAUAUCUCUAAGGGGAUAAUAUAUGUGAAAGUAUUUUGAAAUACUGUAAAGUGAUAUAUAAUAUAAGAUAUAUUUCUGUACAGUAGAGAGAAGUUUAUAACAUUAAGAAUAUUGUAUCAUUAUACAGUUUCAUGCUCAAUCUCAUAAGGAACUCAGAAGAAUCAUGAUAGAAGUGAAAAUGUGUCUGCUUUCUCUAAAUCAGGUCUAGUUCUCAGUUCAAAAAUUAUUUUGUAUAGUUUUAUUUUGAAUUUAGGUUUUGAGACUACUUUUUUCAGCUUCAAGUAGAAAAUAAAAUAUACAACUCAGGAGUUACUAGAGAAGUUCUAAGAUUUUUUUUGCUAAGUAUUAAAAAUAUAAAUGUAUGAAAAUGUCAUUUAACAGCUAUCAUUGUCAUUAUGUUUCAUGUUUUGUUGUAUAGAAUUAUCUACUUUGCUUCUAGCUUUUAUGUUUUAAUCUGAGUGAAAAUAUGAUCUGGUGAAAAAGGAAAAACAGUGCCAGUGUUCUGAGUUACUAUUCAAAAAACCAUUUUAGUAGGUAAACUCUAUAUCAAGUGGUCAAAACUGGUUGAACUGAUAGAGACUAUUUGGUUAGAGUUAAAUUUCCCUUUAAAAUAGAGUUAUGGUUGAGUUUAUACUCUCUUGAGUAACUAAAUCAACCAGGUUCUUUGUGUUUCUAUAAUUGAGGUUCUUCUAGAAGCUAUAUUUUCUAACCUGAGAAAAGGACAUUCUUGAUUUUACUUGAACGUAGCUUCGUCUACGAGUCUUUCAUGUCUGUCUGGGCUGAGUGGGGAUCCUUUGUUAUAGGAAUGGUUUUGAAGACUUCUAAUUUGUUUCCCACCAAGAGAAUUCCAGAGUAUGGGUCAAUCAGGGUCAGUGUAGGAUCUAGAACAUUAGCAGUUACAUAUAUUGGCUUCUUUUGACUUUUUUCGUAGUGUUUAGGACAUGAACAGAUUUGUGUGGGGGUAAUCUCUAGAGUGACAGUGAGUACUACCGUGCCUCCUUCCCUGUUCUAGUUAUCCAGCCCACCCAGCAGAUUGUGUUCAGGGACAGGCUGUGUUUUUAAAAAUCCCUUAUUACUGAAGUUAAUAAUGAUAUAGUUAUAAAUAUGAAUGCCUGGAGGUGUCCAGAUGUGCCUUAACUAAUGUAAAUGGUUCUCAUUCAGAAGUUUAGAUUUUUACUCCAUUGUAAAAUCUUGCCGUGAGGAACUUUCCAAACCAUGAAUAUCACUAUUUUACUGAAUUUACGUUGGUGCUUUUUCAUUUUGGAGAAAUUUCCCUUUGUGACAGUAGCAUAGGAAGUGUACUUGCUACAGUGUUCAACAAUGUCAUUUAUUUGACAGAAAUUGUUUACAGUAAGAAAGAUUAACUACAUUGGUACACUUGUUUAUGUUCUUGCUGGAUUUUGCUACAUGCUAUGAUUUUCAUUUUAAACAUUACUCAGUUACUACAAGUAAUAUUUAUCGGUAUUUCACUCUUUUCUUUGCUGCAGAUGGAUGAAGAAAAUGGAAAUAUAUUAGAGAAUUAUUUAGAAGUGUAACUCCAGUAGAUGGUCAGAGGAAUCUGAAACUAAUUUUCUUAUUAGAAACAUUUAAAAAGCACUGUUUUUGCUUUUUUUUCCUAGAUUAGAAUCUUCUUUGUCAUCUGCUUUUUUUCCUGAUCUGUUCAGGAAAAAUAACUAAUUUUAGUUAUUUGUGGGAAAUAGCUUCUUAAUGUGUUUGUUGCUUGAAUUGAAGUUUUCAUGUGGAGGAUACAAUUAAGUGUUUGUUUUAUGGCUCAGACUGUGCCUGGAAGUAGAAUCGAGAAUGGGGACUAAGAAUCAGGUGGGCGUCUUGGUACAGUGGAGCCAGCACUGAGUUCCAGUCUCUCCAAAGGCAUGAUGGGUCCUCAGAGCUUCCUCGGAAUCACGAGGGUGUUGAGCCCCACUAUCCUUGACUUCUGAAGAAUGUGGAAUAACUUGGACUCCAAAUACAAUUUUAAUAGGUAUCGAUUUUCACAAACUAUAUUAUAAUUUAUUACCAUUUUGUAGUUGUUUAGGAAAUUAUGAGCAAUUGGACACCUCCUAUGUAAAUCGUAGCUGAAUCUUUAUAACCAUCUUGGGAAACAUCAGAAUACCAUUUCUGCCUACCCCUCCUCCCAGUUCUUCAAUCAAAAAUUCUUUUGGGUUGUUCUUUCAUAGGAUAAAUACUAAAAAGUUUUUAUAAAAUGACUCUGUAUUUUAAAAAUGAACUGAAAGGGAAGAGACAUUGAUGCCUACUUGUAAGGCUUGAAGACCUUGUUAAAAAAAAAAAUCAGAAACCUCAUGAAAAUAUAUUUAAGCUAUGAAGUUCAUCAUAUUUUCAUUUUUAAAUUAUAGCAGAGUUUAUGGAACAGUUUACAUUUACAUUACAGAGAGAUUAGUUAUAUAAUAAUCUUGACCCUAAGAUAUUUUCAAGUUCUGUACUCAUUGGUCAAAUGGGCAUUGAUUUUUUUCGGGGCUAAUUUAGUUUCAGGUGAAGAAAAGGAAAACACAAAUGGAACAAAAGAUUAGAAACAGUAACAAGAAACUUUCUACAGAAAUAAAGAUAAAACCAAUGAUGAGUUUGCACAAGUGACAGAAUUAUUGGGAGCAGAUGAGGAAUGAUCUAUAAAAGCUUUAUGGUACGGAUGUGAUUUCAGAAUUAGCUCUAUGUUAUUUUUGCCUAGGAGAUAAGGGAUUGGUGUGCAAACAGAAUCCCAUUAAUACUCUCAUCUGAACCAUGACUUCCACCCACUCCAUGGUAGAAUGAAACAUUUCAGUAGAGGGGGUAGAAGUAGACAUGAUCAGGUACCAAGUUUAAUUUCUUUGCCAGUGUCUAUCAAUAGUUGGUGGUUUUACUAACCAAUUAAACUGAGGGACUGGCUGAGAUAGGAUUCGGUAAUAAGAUUGUCUAGAAAUGAAGUAACAAACUCCCAUAAAAGAGUUGACAUCAUAUUAAUUGUGUGGCAUUAAAAUUAAGAGAAAGAAGUGAGAGCAAAGCAUUAGCUGAUCCUUUGAUAAACAUGUAUUUUCAUUUUUAUAAAAAGACAAUUUACUCCCUUUUCCUGAAUAAGCUAUUGGCCUUUCAUUAGUAUUACCUAAGAAGAUAGAUGGCCAACUGGGUCCUGGCACUAUUUUACUUUGGAAACUAGUGUCCUUUGUAUUUUAGGUACUUCAGGAAAAUGGGUAUGAUUCCUAAAAAGAUGUGUGGUUUACUUCCCAUGUAAGCUCUCACUGUCCAGCAGCCACUGGGUCUUUUCUGUGCUCUGUAUUCUACUGAAGUAUGAAUUACAGAACGCUGUGCAUGUCUGUUAGUACCAAUACCAUGUGUGUGUGGUAGGAGUUGUAACCAGUUUCUGGAUCUGUAUGGUACUAUGAAACACUUGUUUUAUAAUUCUAUAAUUGUAUGGCAGUGUUAUGCCAAAAAUGUAUAAAGAACAAUAGUUUCUGUUGCCGACUGCUGUAUUUUAAAAUAUGGUUUCUGAAAUAAUAUAUUUAGAGUUCCUUUAGAGUAAUUAUUUUUAAAAACUAUUGCCAAAUACACAUCCUGUAAAACGAAUAAAAGCCACUUCAUCUUGGUUAACAUUUUAGCAUUAUGUUAGAGUACAUUAUAUUGAUUUUGCACGAUUAAAAUAUUUUUGAGGAGCUGGAACAAAUGACUUGCUGUUUUUCUAUGAUUGGACAUAUUUUUAUGAUGAUCAUAUGAGAUCCACAGUAUUUCCUUUCAUGUUGCAAAAUAAAUAUUUUAUUUUGAAGGGUGAAAUCUUAUUUACAUAUGAAGUUAUUUUUGUUGCAAGAUUUCGGAGGGCAGAUCGCAUGUGUAAAUACUUGGAUGUGUAUUGUUUCUUUUUUUGCUUUUCUCUGUUUAAAAAGUAUAUUGAACCCAGAUAAAUGAAAAUGAAUAAUUAAUGGAGAUGACAUUUCUUCACCAAAGAGGCUGGUCUUUUUAAUAAGUCUUUUUAGUAAGAGGAUAGUUGGCCCACAAGGUUACAUUAGUUUCAGGUGUACAACAGAGUGAUUCAGUUUCUGUGCAUGUCAUGCUCAGAUCAUUACAAGAGUAGCUACCAGCCGUCACCAUAUAACGCUAUUACAACAGCAUUGUAAAUAAGUCAAAAUUUUGACUAAGGAAAAUGCAGUUGUGAGGUGAAAUGAAGAGGUUGCUCUAGAUACCAUGGGACCGUGUGGAUGAAGAUGAAGAGGGGCUUUGCUGCACUGAUCUAGACAGGCAGGAAAAGGGAGGACAAAAGAACUAAGAAUAGACUGUGGUAAGAGUCAGAAUGAAAUGACAUUGUGCAUAAUUGAAAAACGGUUAGGGAAAAAAAAUAACAGCCACAGUGGUGAGUGAGCAUGAUUUUAACUGCAGCCUUUGGGAUGAAUUGUUUAGUAGAGAGGAAUGGAUGCAAUUACCUUCGUGAGGGAAGAAUGGGCACAUUCUGGUGAUAGAAAAUAGAGAAGUUUUCUUUCCCCUAAAUGUUGAAUGGCUGUAGGCAAUGUGAAAUCCUAAGAGACUGGAGAGUCUCAGUAUAGUGAGAAAUUCAAGACUGAGUCUGCAUUUCUUUAAGAGCAUAAAAUUUAAUAUGGGAGAGAAUUUGAAGAGAAGAUUUGUAACAUGUUCCUUAUUUUAAACCUCAAGUGGAUGCACAGCAGGCAAGCUGGUGUUCCAGGGAGGGAAGGAAAUCCCAGCCUGGAUAAAAGUAGUGAUGGGCAGUUUGGCUUCUUGUAGGUGAUUUUACGCUUUGGCGAUUGUGACUAAGGGGCUGAACUGACAGAGGGAACAUUAAGGAUUAUCCUGCCCUUGGGAUUAUCCCUGAGAAAAUGUUGGAUUAUUGGAAAAGCACUUUAAAAUAGGUUCCUAAAAACAGGGAUUAGAGAGCCAGCAUGGAUUUGACUUGACUUCUCAGAAAGACGGGGUUUACUAAGGAAUUUUGCUAUACCACCCUACUAUUUUUAUAACCUUGGUGUAUAUUUAACACUACCAAUGAAUAUAUAAAUAUCUUCUUGUCAAAUGGCAUAUAACAUUUUUGUUGUGAUUGAAAUAGCCUGUUUUCUCAACUCUCGAUUUUGGAAAAGGAAGAAUUUAGAGGAAGAAGAAUAAACAAGGGGUGGAUGAUGUGAACCAAAUGAGAUCUGACAGUUUACCUUAGAAUGCCGAGCUUGUUUGAGAUCUUUGAAUGGAUGAUUUGACUCUUGUCAGAAAGAGAAGUUCAAGAAAAAGCCCCGAAGGAGUAAAAAGUGAGGGGUAAGAUGUAUUUUGUUUAAUGGAGCAAAGCUGACUUUCAGGCCAGAGACUUGGAUCUGUGCGACAAAACCAUCACUUACAGGUGGCUGUGGGGCUUUGGACAAGUCCUGUAAAUUCUCAGGGUCUUUGAUCUCUCAUUGGAAUGGCAGCUAUUUUGUGUUUCUUGAAAGGAUUAAGUGUGGGUUAAACAUGAGGGACUUAUUCAAGAUACUCCUUUACUGUGGCUCCUAGUAUUCUAGGAAAAAAUGCAAUGUUUGGUCAUGACAUGUAGAAUGUAUCUCAAUGGAAUUCAAUCUACUCUAAUUUAUGUUUAUCAGACUUACAGAUAGAGACAGAUAUUUUUAGUAUAGUUUUUACUAAAAAAGCUGGUAGGUAUGGAAUUAAUGAUUUUAUGUUUAAUAUACUGGUAUGAACAGUAUAGAAAAUUUCCCUCACUGUGAAUAUAAUGAAUGUACAAAAGAGCCCUUUAUUACUUCCGUAAUUUUUUUGAAUUGGUUUCCCUUUUUUGCCAAGAAUGAGCUGGACUAUGAGGCAGAGCUGAAGCCCUUUGAUCAGGAUCAGGAGAAGAUCUAGUUUAUUUUAGGAUACUGUCAGUUCUGAUUUUUAUCAAAAGCAGAAAAUUUUGAUUUCAAA